Messenger RNA from Neoarius graeffei (lesser salmon catfish), 3014 nucleotides. It is a transcript of the gene tmem97, whose product is annotated as transmembrane protein 97. Lineage: Eukaryota; Metazoa; Chordata; Actinopteri; Siluriformes; Ariidae. The record is from RefSeq and is a predicted model, not a curated record. The transcript is spliced from 3 exons. Gene Ontology annotation, cellular component: endoplasmic reticulum. The coding region runs from base 2439 to 2993 and encodes 184 amino acids.
AUUGUCCAUUGAUCAAGCUUGGAGAGAGGGAUGGGCUCUGCCAAGUUUAAAGGUCAUAGGCAACGGUCGGAGGUGAAACGUAGAAUAUCAACUUUGUCUAGAAGAACGACCCAAAAAGCGAAUUCAAUCUUCCUGGUGUCUAAUUUGCACCCUAAAAUUUGAAUAAAACGGUUAAAAUAUUCUGUUUUGCCCAAUUUCCGAAGGUUUGUUUACAUCUCGCUUAUGCGCACUUUCACCGCCAGGGGACCGUCGUCAUGACGUCAUUUAAGCCAAACAGACCGGGAGCAGCUCUGUGUUUACUUGCGAAUCGAGCACAUGUGUACGGACUUUGGUCGUGAGAGGUUGUGUAAAAUGUCUGAUAGCGAUUUUGAAGUAGGAACUCUCCAAAUUAAAUAUCGAGAGGUGAAACCAUACAUGUAUGAACCUAUGGCCGUUGCAAAGCAAUCGGUGAAUGUGGCUCACUGGUUUGACCGUGCGGCCUCGGAAUCGGACAGCGACUCGGCCGACUCUGAUCGUGGUGACCCUCAACAAGACUCGCGCCCAAACGAUUUAUCCUGGUAGUUAUGAUAAAUUCCUACUUUCGUCGUAAUACUAAAUAAGAGCCCUUUUGAAGAAUAAUUAAACCGCUCUCCCUAGUGGAUAUAGGGAACGAUUACUGGACAGUGCGCCGGUAGGCCGCAUUAGCCUGCCAUCCGCGGGAUUAUACUAUUUAUAGCCGACUCUAAGUGAGGAAAUAUCCCUUUGUCUCAUUUCCACAAUGAUUGUACAGGAUCCCUCAGGAUUCUUGACUUGUCAAUUGCAAGCAAAAGUAAAAAUGUUUACCUCCAAUCUUCUCCUUUUUGCUUGAGCGUUGCUGCUCCGUUUCUUCUUUGACUGCUUGAUUUUGUUUCACAUGCACAAUCCACUCUCUCCGCCUCUUCUCCUCUUCCGGAAAAAGCCAACCCUCUCACUCCGCCUCUUCUCUUCUUUUGGAAAAAGCCAACCCACUUGCUCCGCCUCUUCUCCUUUUUCGGAAAAAGCCAACCCUCUGGCUUCACGCGCACAAUCCACUCUCUCCCCACCUGUUCUCCUUUUUCGGAAAAAGCCAACCCUCUGGUUUGACGCACACAAUCCACUCUCUCCACCUCUUCUCCUCUUCCGGAAAAAGCCAACCCUCUGGCUUUCACACACACAAUCCACUCUCUCUGCCUCUUCUCGUCUUUUGGGAAAAGCCAACCCACUCGCUCUGCCUCUUCUCCUUUUUCGGAAAAAAACAACCCACUCGCUCCGCCUCUUCUCCUUUUUCAGAAAAAGCCAACCCACUUGCUCCACCUCUUCUUUUUUGGAAAAAGCCAAUCCUCUCGCUCCGCCUCUUCUCUUCCGGAAAAGCCAAUCCACUCUCUCCGCCUCUUCUCCUUUUUCGGAAAAAGCUAACCCACUUGCGCUGCCUCUUCUCCUUUUUCGGAAAAAGCCAACCCACUUGCUCCGCCUCUUCUCCUUUUUUAGAAAAAGCCAAUCCUCUCGCUCUGCCUCUUCUCCUUUUUUAGAAAAAGCCAAUCCACUCUCUCCGCCUCUUCUCCUUUUUCAGAAAAAGCCAACCCACUCGCUCCGCCUCUUCUCCUUUUUUGGAAAAAACAAUCCACACUCUCCGCCUCUUCUCCUCUCUCGGAAAAAGGUAAAAACUUCUUCCUGAACCGGUCCCGUUGUUACAGUUCAUUGCACAACAAUAAGGCAUUGUUUUUCUUUGGAAAUUCCCAAACGCACAUCUGCACUCAAGCCGAUCGGCAAUGUAAGUAAACGGAAGUGGACUCAACUUAAGCGGUUUGUUUGGCUUAAAUGAUGUCACGUGCCGAGUGGUCACGAAAAUAGCCGAACAGAAAUUCGCUGCGAUCCGCGCUAACUUAUUUUAAUUAUUACUUAUUAACAAUACUUCUUGGGACCAGAAGAAAAUUACAGAGUUUUUUUUUAACAUAUAAAGUUUCAAAUGUGCAUAAAAUUAAAACCAUUGCCUAUGAGCUUUAAAUGCUCGAGACACACCAAUGAUGGACUGGUAAUGUCAUCACUGGUGCCCCUACAGCCGUUUGCUUGGAAGAAGAAAAAGAACAACUCCGCUCUGUGAAAACACCCUGAUGUGCUGUGGGGUUUUGUUGUUUUUUUUUGCGAGACAUUCCAUCACUAUCCUUCAACUUUGAGAUCACAGCUCACAGGGAAAGGAGCAAACCGUGAUGAUUGAUCUCCUGAAGAAUGAACUUGGCCCUUUAAAACUUUGACCUCUGACGUCACCCAACAUUCAGGCAUAACCCCGCCUCUUCACGGAUCAACCCAGGUGAACAGCCAAUAAGAAGAGGGAAUAUCCUGACGCGUGAGAUGAUGUUGCCAUGAUGCUUUUCCCCACUGAUUUUUAAAGCCUUGCUUCCUGUUCAGUCUGAGGAGGAUUUUGCUUUUCUUUUUCGUGCCUUAUGUUUCUAUCACCCUUUAUAAAAAGGGAAAAAAUGCUUCUUCGUAUUUUAGAAAUUGUAUUUUUUUUGUAUUUUGUGUCACACAUCCCUGUCACUCUCUUCAUUGAUCUCCAGGCACUACUACCAGAACAAGUGUAUCCUCCAGCACUUAAAAACAUCCUACACUGGUAUGCAGCUGAAUUCAGAGAUCCCAUGGUGCUGGAGCCACCUGUCUGGUUUAAAUCCUUUAUAUUUUGUGAAGCCGUUGUUCAGUUGCCUUUCUUUCCCAUUGCAGCUUAUGCCUUUCUAAAAGGUAACUGCAGAUGGAUCAGGACUCCAGCAAUCAUCUACUCCGUGCAUGUGGCCACCACUUUAAUCCCCAUUCUAGGUCACAUCUUCCUCCAUAACUUCCCAGCCGCACCUCUUCCUGGUCCGCAAACAUCUAAGGAGCGAUGGACACUAGUGUGUGUUUAUGCUCCAUACCUUCUCAUUCCCAUCAUACUGCUCCUCACUAUGCUCUUCAGCUCCACAUAUAAUUCUGACUCUCCAAGUGCUAAAACCAAGAAGCUGAAAUAAAAAUCUCUGGAUUUCAUUACA